UUUCGACGCCGACUUAUUUAGACUCGCAUGAUUGGGAAAACCUGCGGCUAUCCCGUCGGAGCUGUGCCCGGAAAACAAAACAAGAGCGGCACUGAGCUCCAGCUGCUUCUCCGAUCCCGGCCUCCUCCAAGAAAACUCUCCGACCGCGACGGACUCGCCGUUCCGUCGUGCCCACGAGGGACCCUGGCCUUAUGAUAACAAAGAACAUUCAGGGCACAUUUGGUUGGCAUCAGUGGUCUUAGCCAUCGCUUCAAGUUAUCCAUUUAACAUUAACCUAGAAGAAGUCUUCUGAUAGAUGAUGCGGGGAUGCAAAUACACAAUUGCUAGAAAAUUCAACAAAGCCGACACAUUUUUGAGAAUGACUCUUGCAAGAUGAUGUUCAGACUCAUAAGAAAGUUACGUUCUUGGUGAUGAAUGAUUUAUAAAGUUGGCUUUCGUAAAAUUUAACCAUGUCUGGAGUCAGUACAAUCUUACGUGGUUCAUUUCAUGCUGCCAUUGGUCCUUUUAAGACAAGAUCUAUUUUUCCAUAUACUUCUUGCCUUAACGUUUCAAGAUUCAGUGCCCAUUCUCUUUCAAAAGCAUCAGGACUUUUUCCUCCUAACAAUCACAAGGCUGUAGAUUGGCCUUUACAACAUGUGUGGAAGAGAAAGGAUAGAGUAUUGCCUCUUUCAUCUCUUGUAGAAGCUCAAAGUUAUAAAAUUGAUUCUCCUUGGACAGAUUUAAACAGAUCUUCGGAUAACAGUCAGUUGAAAAAAAAUACGUUGCAGUCUCGGUGCAAUGCAUUCCCGUCGUUCUUAUGCAUGAGUUAUGGUUAUCGAGCAUAUUCAUCACAUGCUGGAGACAAACAAGAUGGUCUCCAAAAUGUUGUUACAGGUACUGCUCUUGCAAAAGCUUCAGAUGAUAAAACUACUGAUUCCAUAGAGAAUGAGUGGGUUGAUAUGUUGAAUCAUGUUCGUCAGUCAGUGGUAGAUGCUGCUGUCAAUGCAGAAAACAAGGCCAAGGAGUUAUCUGAUCAAAUCAAUUAUUUCAUACAACAGUUAUAUGAUUCAGAUCCAUAUCUAGAAAAGGUGAUUGUUCCAGUUGGAGGGACUCUGUCUGCAACAGUAUUGGCUUGGUUUGUCAUGCCUAGGAUUUUAAGGAAAUUUCACAAGUAUGCAUCUCGAAGCCCUCUUGCAUUGUUAUCAAGGAGAUUAACUACGGAACAGGUUUCUUAUGAGAAAAGCCUAUGGGGUGCUCUGGAAGACCCUGCAAGAUAUCUUGUUACUUUCAUGGCAUUUUCUCAGCUUGGUACGAUGAUUGCACCAACUACUGAACAAUAUCUUUCACAAGCAUGGAGGGGUGCAAUUGUUCUUUCUUUUGUGUGGUUUCUUCAUAGGUGGAAAACUAAUUUUUUCACCAGUGCGUUGGCCAGUCAAGCCACGGUAGGGCUUGAGCGAGACAAAUUAUUAACACUGGAGAAAGUGUCAUCCGUAGGCCUUAUUGUACUGGGAGUAAUGGCUUUAGCUGAGGCUUCUGGUGUGGCUGUUCAAUCAAUUUUAACUGUUGGUGGCGUAGGAGGUGUGGCUACUGCUUUUGCUGCUAGAGACAUCCUUGGAAACUUGCUUAGUGGGCUUUCUUUGCAAUUCUCAAAGCCCUUUUCAGUGGGAGAUCAGAUAAAAGCUGGAUCCGUAGAAGGACAAGUGAUGGAAAUGGGGCUUACUAGCACAUCUUUAUUAAAUCCUGAAAAGUUUCCUGUCAUAGUUCCAAACUCCUUAUUUUCCAGUCAGGUGAUUGUGAAUAAAUCACGUGCUCAAUGGCGUGCUAGUGUGACCAAAAUUCCUAUACGUAUUCAUGAUAUAGAAAAGAUUCCCCUUAUUUCUGAGGAGAUAAAAUCCAUGCUACAUUCUAGCUCAAAAGUUUUCUUGGAAAAGGAUGUCCCUUAUUGUUACCUUUCUCGAAUAGAAAAUUCAUUUGCAGAGCUUACUCUUGGAUGCAAUCUCAAAAGCAUGAGAAGAGAUGAGCAUUAUGCUACAGAGCAAGAUAUUCUUCUGCAAGCAGCGAGGAUUAUUCGGCAGCAUGGUGCUGAACUUGGAGGCACCUUACAUGACUACACUAACUGUUGAUUCAGCAGACACAGAGACUAUGCAUUAAGGCAAUAUAUCGGACAUCUAUCAUUCUAUACGAUUCGCUUCAAGUGAUGAUUGUGGACUGGAGUUUUUUUUCGUUUAUGCCAUGGCAUGUAAAUCUAAGGGUUUGAAGCAAAAGAAUUUCGCAUUUUGGCUGAAAUGCAAAAUGAGUUUUUUGAUGUCCGGUUGGCUUCUCUUCCAUGCUAUAAGGAAUGAAGUUUUCUCACAUAGAUAACCUCUUUCCCCCCUGACAUUUUGUUUUCUACAUAUACAGGAUUUUGCCAUGUGAAUUGGUGUAUUACUUCAUGUGAUUGUGAUUGUGCGUAUGUAUGCGUGUUUAUUUUUUUUU
Molecule: messenger RNA, 2454 nt
Organism: Phoenix dactylifera (date palm)
Lineage: Eukaryota; Viridiplantae; Streptophyta; Magnoliopsida; Arecales; Arecaceae
Product: mechanosensitive ion channel protein 1, mitochondrial
Biological process (GO): transmembrane transport
Cellular component (GO): membrane
Source: RefSeq, a predicted model, not a curated record